UGGUUUCCGGUCUACUUCCUGUUUUGAUAAUGACAGCGUUGACUUACCCUUAAUGCAUAGCUCUUUUUACUGUUUCAUGUCUGCUGUAGUUGUAAGACCUUACACGUUUGUCAGCUAGGAAAGUAUCUGUAACUGUACGGCGUUACUAAGGAGGUGACGCCAUGGAGAGUCGUUGUUACGGCUGUGCAUCAAAGUUCAGCCUCUUCAAAAAGGAGCUGGGCUGUAAGAGCUGCGGUCGCUCCUUCUGUUCCAGCUGUUUGACCUUCAGUGCUGUGGUGCCUCGCCAUGGUAACACCCAGCAGAAGGUCUGCAGGCAGUGUCAUGGUCAUCUCACAAAAGGGGAACCUUCAAACAAUGCUGGAAGAUGGUCCCCUCCAGAAAACUACAAAAAACGAGUUGCUGCGCUUGAAGCAAAACAGCAAGCUCAAUCCACACAGGCUGGUGUUCAUGGAGGGAGUAGAAAUGGCAAAUUGGUCCAUCUACCAACCAAAGGGCUUAGCAAAGAAGACCAGGCUAUUGCUGAUAAGCUUCAAAAGCUAAAAGAAGACACUAAACCGAAGUCUAUCCCUUCUGAGAAAGAGAUAGAGUCACGUCUUGCUGCGCUGAAAGCUCCCAGCCAACCAGUGCCUUCUGCAGAAGAGAUGGAGGAUCGCCUGGCAGCUCUGCGGGGUCAGCCACCUCCAUCACAAGCCCCUCGACCAGUACACCAGCCCCCUGACACCAGGACUCAGACUGAAAAAGCUAAUGAUUUGAUUACUCAGAUGGCAGACGAAGCUGCCAUUGAUGACCAACUAUCAAGCCCAGAAGAUGGUGUAGAUAUGAAUGAUCUGAACAAAGGGGAGGGUGCAGCUUCAGAUGAAAACUUGGAAGACAACCAAGGAGGGAUCAGGAAGCUGGAAGCAGAAAAGGACCGUCUGCUCGAAGAGGCCAUGAAGGAGCUGAGGAAGGAGCACCACUCCCAGGAUCAGAUCCUCCACAUGGCCAAGAGGCUGGCACAGUUGAAGGGGCAGGACCCAGAUAAAGUAACAGCUGACGACUUCAAACAACCUGAUAGUGAAGAAGAAACAGAGGAAGAAGCUGUGAGGAGAGUCCUGAAACAGCUCUCAGAGGAAGCUGCACUCGAUGAAGCCAGCGGAUACAACAUUCCUAUAGAACAAAGUGGACCCAAGAACAGAGAGAAAAAGAAAACCUCUAAAAAAACAACCCCCUCACAGAAGAGCAAGACUCCUCCAGCCGCUGCUGUACAUCAGCCUUCAGACAGCGACGACGAGGAACUUCCGUGGUGCUGCAUCUGUAACCGUGACGCCACCCUCCGCUGCCACACUUGUGAUGGAGACCUGUACUGCAGCCGCUGCUUUCGGGAAGGCCAUGAUAAAUACGACAGGAAGGAGCAUCACACCAGUAGCUACACCGCUCCAAAGAAGAAGAAGACAUGAUACUAAAGACGUUUGUCCUAUUAAGCUGACCUCUAAUGAUUGUAGGGCUUACUAUUUAGCUUCAUGGGGUGUACAGUAUUUACCCUUAACAGAAAAAGAAAACACUGCAGUAAACAUCGUAGCACGUUAUCUUCCAGUGCCUGGCAUAAGUAUUAAUAAAUGCUGUCUGAUGUGUUCAUGCAUUUUAUGGGGCAACUAAAAACUUGUAUUUAUUGGGCUAUUAUGUCAUAAACACAGUAGCAGUGGAAAAAAAGGACUAUAAUGUUUGGAUCCUUUGUUACAAUCAUUUGUAUUCAGCUCCCAGUUGUCAGCACUACAUAAAAUCACCUUCUUCUGCAGAAUAAAGCUGCAGAUAUUUUGAGGAAUAUCCCUCACAUCCAUAAAUACAUCAAUAUUUUUCCAAUAAUUCUUUCAAUUAAAAAACCCAAUCGGAUUGGAUGGGGAGCAUCUCUGAUUGGUUUUGAUCUAAACUAUUCCGUUUUAGCUUUUAGGUUUGUGUGAAGGUGAUUCUCCACAAAUAACUCUUAUAUUUUCCUCCAAGAUGGCCCUCUGUUACGCUCCAUCUCUCUUUCUCUCAGUUGUCAUGCUUGCUGAUAAAAGCAUCCCUGCACUGUGAUGCUGGCGCCAUGCCUCAUCGUGCUGAUGUGACAGUAGUUCUCAGUUUCCACCUUAGAGGGGCUUUUAUAUAAUCUUAAAUAGUUAAUUUUUCGUUUGACAAAAGUACUUUUUCACAUAUUUCCUGUGUCCGCCAUAAGGGUUAUAUCUAGGUACCAAUCAGUCUUCUGUUGGGUUUUUCUGUUUAUUGUUUUUCAUCUCUGCCAGAAAGUCCAGAUUGGUUGUUUACACCACUCAGUUGGGGGGGGAAUGGAUUCUACCACCUGAGCUGUGGAAUUCUGCAGCUCCUCUCGAGUCCCUAAGAGAAACUUCCACAGAUGCCACAACUUUAGGUUUCUAUUUUCUAAUCUUAAUCUGUGUUAACCUCCUUACUUUCUCCCUGGCCUGCCUUCUGUGUUUAUGAGGCUGUUUGUUCACCAAUGUUCUCUAACAUACCUCAGAGGUCUAAACAAACAGCUGCAUUUAUACCAAACUCAAACUGCGUACCGUGGGUUUAAUUUAGUGAUUCAGUAACUUCAUGCGGUUGAACUUUAUUUUAGGGUAUGUUGUAUAAAAACUGAAAAAGAAAAAAAAAAUGGAUGCAACACAAUUCAGUUUAUCUGUUAAAAAUGUAUGAAAGUAUGUUUUUUUUUUAACUUCCACUUAAUAAUUUAAUGAUUGGUGUUGGUUUGAUACAUGAAUAUAUAUCAUCAAGAUUUGCAAUUGUGACAAAAUGUGAAAAGGUUAAAGGAGAUUGAUUCAAUUUGAGACAAAGUGGAAAAAAAAUAAAUAAAUUAAAGAGAUUAAAAAAUACUUUGUAAGGCUCUUAGCAGCCAUUAGACUAAAAUAGACGCAGGCUUUAAAUAACUGCAAAGCAAAAAGUUCUAUAUCUGAAACUCAUCUUUUAAAAAAGGUUGAAGAUUUUAAAUUAAGAACAUCUUAGAACCAUCGGGGGGAGAAAAAAGAAGCGUCAGGUCUGUUUAAAGCUGUUAUACGUUUUCAUGAGAACAAAGCCUUCUCUGGAGUGUACUUCGCACAGGUCACUAUCGGAGUAUUUUUAACGCUUUACAGCAGGCAGCAAAAAGAUCACAGAAGAAGCAAAAAACAAGUGAGCCCAAAAGAAUCAUUGUGGCAUUUGUUUCCUUUAAUAUUUAGCUGUGUUUCUGACAAAAUAUCUUAACUUUCUGUUUUUUAUUCAUUUUUUGUAUGCUAAGUGAAGCAAAAUCAUCUGCUUUGUAAUAAUUUUUUCUAAAACUAAUGGAAUGUAUCUGAGAGAAAUAUCAGUCUGUGCUCCAUGACUGUUUGGCCAUAUAGAAAGACUUUAUGAGUCAGAAUCAUACAAAUGACUGUAAUGGAGCUUUCAGUGAAAAGACCCCCAUGUAGGACAGUGAGAGGACCGUUUUUUAGCAUCCAUUAUUGGAUAGCUAACAGAAGGGGAAGCCAUCAUCACUCCCUGGGGGCUUCCUCCAUUAACGAUGGCCAUGUUUGCAUUUCUGGUGAAGUCAUGCAUCGCCACAGAGAGGAAGUGAAUGGGUUUAAUGGCUGCUUGCUAAAUGGAACAUCCUGUGGCUGAUUUCAGUGUGUUUACUUCUAGACCUGACCUGUCAACGCUUCUGUUGUUUCCAUCACUCUGUUGAAAAAUUAAUGUCAGAAAACAACACUGGCGGCUGGUCUUCCAGUCGGAUCCAGACGCUGAACCACCUGGCAGGAUGAAAACAGGGUUUGGUAGCAUUAAGGUUUCAUUGAAGCUGUACGUUUUGUGUAUGUAACUUGGCUGUGAAUUUUUUUUAAAUAUAACUAUUUUUAUUAAUUCAGUUCAAAAAGUAAACCUGUAAUUUUGUGCAGCGGUGUGAAAUAUUUCAAGCAUUUUAUUGAUGUUGAUUAGAAUUGAUUAAAGCAAAUGGCUUUCUGUUAAUUAAGGUCUGUAUCCUAGCAUUAUAAUUGAAAGUAGUAGAAGGAGAAAGUGGUAGAAUAAAGUAAAGUGCUGAGGGAAGUACAGAGGUGGCUGGUCACAGUCAGUGGUUUUAUUACUGCUUUCACUAGACCUCAUUCGCCUGUAAAACAAGUUGACCUCAUAUUAUAUAGACAACUCCUGGGUGUUUUUCUUGAAGAUGAUUGAAACCAAACAUGAUACUAAUUAGCUGAAGGCUGCUUUAAAUCCCACUGGGAUUUCUUUACAUCUCAGCACUGGCAUGGAUUUACCUGUUAGUUACUAUACAUUCCAGUGUUAAAAACUUCUCGUCUAAAACUGAAUUUUGGUUUCUCAUUUGCUUUAAGCCAAAUUCAAAGUUAACUGAAACAAAUACCAGAAUUCACUGAAAAAAAAUGUAUUACAUUUCUUUUUAACUUAUUUAAUUCAAGUAGUAAGUAAACCAUUUUUUUUUUCGAUACCAUGAUUUAUUCAAGUUGAACAUGUUGGUGCAUAAUCAAUGCCUAAUAAAACACACUGGUUCAUCA
Cyprinodon tularosa is the source of this 4487-nucleotide messenger RNA. RefSeq names its product zinc finger, FYVE domain containing 19 (gene zfyve19). Gene Ontology annotation, molecular function: metal ion binding; phosphatidylinositol-3-phosphate binding. Gene Ontology annotation, cellular component: midbody; cleavage furrow; centrosome. The record is from RefSeq and is a predicted model, not a curated record. The transcript has 11 exons. Bases 162 to 1436 code for a protein of 424 amino acids. Gene Ontology annotation, biological process: abscission; mitotic cytokinesis checkpoint signaling. NCBI's taxonomy places the organism in Eukaryota, Metazoa, Chordata, Actinopteri, Cyprinodontiformes, Cyprinodontidae.